AUGGACUGUUCCAAAACAUGCCAGUGCGACUGUGCUGGUAAGGACGCGAGGAACAUCAUUCUGAAGUACUGGCACGGAGGUAGUGAAACCAGCAGUGGGAAGGCGCAGCUGACUAUUCUCUCUCUUCUGGCCGUUAUUUGUGAAGAAAUUGUGGAGGAUUGCAUCAAGUGUGGCGGACUUUACUUCUUUGAAUUCAUGAGCUGCAGUGCGUUUCUUUUCAGCCUCCUGAUCCUGUGUGUGUAUUGCACUGAUGUAUAUGAAACAUUUGGGGAAGAUAAAGUACAGAGAGUGAAUUUUUGGGCCAUGCCAGCCAUAGGUUUCUUUUUUCUGUUAGCAUCAAUAGUGCUUACUGCAACCAGCUCUGGGUCUGCUGUUGAAAAAGCUGCAUGUGUGUUUGGAUUUCUUGCAAGUGGUGCAUUUUUAGUUGAAACUAUUAUAGAGUAUUUUCACAGUCGGACACAAAACAUCGAUGGAUGCCCUGAAAACCCUGGCAACACUCAGAGUGCCACAGAAAAUCAGCCACUGAAUAAACAUAGCUAA
Messenger RNA from Phaethon lepturus (White-tailed tropicbird), 540 nucleotides. It is a transcript of the gene CMTM6, whose product is annotated as CKLF-like MARVEL transmembrane domain containing 6. NCBI's taxonomy places the organism in Eukaryota, Metazoa, Chordata, Aves, Phaethontiformes, Phaethontidae. The coding region runs from base 1 to 540 and encodes 179 amino acids. Gene Ontology annotation, cellular component: membrane. The record is from RefSeq and is a predicted model, not a curated record. The transcript is spliced from 4 exons.